AUGUCCGUCUCUGGCCGACUUCUCUCAAACUCGUUGAAGCGCGCCGCGCCCGCGCGAACCCGCACUAUGGCUACUACCUCUGCAGAGUCCCUGGUCGCAUUCGGCGAAAAGCACGUUACGAAGGGUCUGCCCAAAUUGACGCAGGAUGUGUUCGACAAGGGCUCAGGGUCGUGGGUGACUAUGAAGAGCGGCAAGACGCUGCUCGACUUCACAUGCGGCAUCGGCGUGACCAACCUCGGACAUUGCCACCCAAAGAUCAGCAAGGCCGCGGCGGACCAGUGUAUGAACAUUGUGCACGCACAGUGCAGUAUCGCAUACCACGAGCCUUACCUGCGUCUCAUCGAGAAGCUUAUCCCGAUGAUGCCCGACCCCUCCCUCGAUUCAUUCUUCUUCUGGACAUCGGGUUCCGAGGCCGUCGAGGGCGCCAUUAAGAUGGCUCGCAUGAUCACCGGCAAGCAGAACAUCAUCUCUAUGCAGGGCGCGUACCAUGGUCGUACCAUGGGCGCUGUCGCUGUCACCAAGAGCAAAACUGGGUAUUCCGAGGGUACGCAUCCCUUGAUGCCCGGCGUCUUCGGCACACCGUUCCCUUACUGGCACCACUUCCUAGGUUCACCCUCCAUGAAUGAGGAUGAACUUGUACGGCAAUGCUUGUACCAGCUCGAGCUUCUGCUCCAGCAGCAGACCGCACCGAAGGACACAGCGGCUAUCAUCAUCGAGCCCGUGCUCGGCGAGGGCGGCUAUGUUCCCGCACCGGCAUCCUUCCUCCGUGGGCUUCGCGAGAUCUGUGACAAGAACGGUAUCCUGCUCAUCAUUGACGAGGUGCAGAGCGGGUUUGGCCGCACGGGCAAGAACUUCUACAUUGAGUACAGCGGUGUCAAGCCCGACAUCCUGACUAUGGCGAAGGGUCUCGCGAACGGCUUCCCGCUCAGUGGUAUCGUCAGCCGGAAGGAGUUGACAGAUAAGCUCAAGCCCGGCUCAAUGGGCGGAACCUACGCCGGCAACGCCGUUUCGUGCGCCGCUGCCGUCGCCGUUGCGGAUGCGUUCAAGGAAGAGAAGAUCCUCGAGAACGUGAACGCUCGUUCGGCCGAGCUCUUCGCCGCUCUUCAAGCCGUCCGCGAGAACCCCAAGAUCGGUCCGCACAUCCUCGACAUCCGCGGUCAAGGAUUGAUGGUAGCUGUCGAGUUCGCCUCGCCGUCGCACUCGACGCUCGACCCCGCGACGAGCGCGACGACGCCGAAGAAUUUCUCAUCGCGCGUGUCGAAGAGGUGCCUUGAGAAGGGCAUGUUGCUAUUGAUCACCUCGGCAUACGAGACUGUCAGGUUCAUUCCUGCGCUCAAUAUCUCGAAGGAGGAUUUGGCGAAGGGGACAGCUAUCUUCGCCGAGGCUGUUGAGGAGAUCGUUCGUGAGGGUUGA
Molecule: messenger RNA, 1413 nt
Organism: Peniophora sp. CBMAI 1063
Lineage: Eukaryota; Fungi; Basidiomycota; Agaricomycetes; Russulales; Peniophoraceae
Source: the annotation of a GenBank genome assembly